AUGAGCAUCAAAAGACAGUACAGCAGAGACAUUGAACGGGGCGCAGUGAAAGCCUCCUCCAUCCCGUCCUACAUCGGGGCGUCCCCCCUGCCGGGCGCUGGGCCAGUCAGGCGCCGCAUCCGGCUGAGUAGCCGCUGUCUGCGUCUCAGUCCAGCAGUGAACAGCGACACAGUGCUGCCCCUAACGCCUGACGCGCAUGGGUCGUUGCGUGCUGGCGCCUGUGUUAGCGAGCAGCGUAUCUUGUGCCGUGCCUCCCCCGAGCUGCGCGGGGGCAUGUGCCAGAUCGGUACCCAAAGCGCUAAGACCAGACCCAGCAGGUUUGGCGCCAUGGUCAUGCUGAUGAUCCACCCUCACCUUCCGGCCUGGCACGACACCCGCGAGGUACAGUACCACCCGCCUGCGCCCGCUGCGACGACGCUCCAUGUACCUGUACCACCGCCGGGACGCCCAAAGUCGGUUCGGUCUCAGGUAAUUGAAGUCACCCACCCGCUGGAACUCUUUUCGCCCUCCCGCUCACCUCUUCCUCAACUUGACCUUUUGGACGACAACAACCAGGUCGAAUCGUGCCUCCAGGCCUCGUCUCUUUCCAACCCCGACCGAUCCGACGCCAGAAUCCAACUGCUGCGCGCUCUCCCCGGCUCUUGCCCGAAAAGACACUACGGGGGCCCUGCCGAGCAGAUCAGGAACCAGGGAUUGUCCUGUCCUGUCCCAAUCCCUUUCUUAGGCGGUCGACGCUCGAAUCCACCACUCCAUUUCAUCAUCCCUUCGAUAGUUCGGCACUGCUCCGUCAUCCAGACCGCAUCGUCAGGGAGUCCAGCAACGCGCGACACGUCUUCCGGGGCUCUCAUUCGCCCUAAUACUCGUAGUGUGCUCGUGCGUACACCGGCGGGCUUCCACUCGCUUUUGGUCUUCUGGACUUUUGGACCCUUUUGGUCCGCUUCUCCCAGCAGACAUUAG
Messenger RNA from Trichoderma aggressivum f. europaeum, 957 nucleotides. RefSeq lists its product as uncharacterized. Lineage: Eukaryota; Fungi; Ascomycota; Sordariomycetes; Hypocreales; Hypocreaceae. The transcript is spliced from 3 exons. Bases 1 to 957 code for a protein of 318 amino acids. The record is from RefSeq and is a predicted model, not a curated record.